Morus notabilis is the source of this 2159-nucleotide messenger RNA. RefSeq lists its product as uncharacterized. Gene Ontology annotation, cellular component: chloroplast stroma; starch grain. The record is from RefSeq and is a predicted model, not a curated record. Gene Ontology annotation, biological process: starch metabolic process; regulation of starch metabolic process. The transcript has 4 exons. NCBI's taxonomy places the organism in Eukaryota, Viridiplantae, Streptophyta, Magnoliopsida, Rosales, Moraceae. Bases 71 to 1786 code for a protein of 571 amino acids. Gene Ontology annotation, molecular function: starch binding.
ACUCACUCUUUCUUCAUCGUCUCUCUCUCUCUCUCUCCGAUUUCCAACGACGCCGAAUCCCUCCGCUAAAAUGGCGUCUCGCAUCGGCGCGUACCCAUGCGCCGCCAUUCUCCUCCACCGGAAGCACAACCGUGCUCUCGCUCCGAUGCCGGAGCCGGCGACGCAGUUUGGGAGAGGAAGAAGCGCAAGGAACGGGCAGGGGCUGGGGAUGAGAGUUAGGGUUUCCGAUGGCGGAGAUUCUUACCUCGAUAUGUGGAAGAAGGCGGUUGAUAAGGAUAGGAAGUCUCUGGAGUUUCAGAAGAUCGUCGAGAACUUGGAAGUCGAUGCGAUCGGCGGCGGUGGCGGUGUUGAGGGAUUGGAGAGGAAGAGUGAGGAGUUCCAGAAGAUUCUGGAGGUUCCGAAGGAGGAGAGAGACCGCAUUCAGAAACUGCAGGUUAUUGACAGAGCGGCGGCGGCGAUCGCGGCGGCUCGCGCAGUUCUGGAGGAGAAGAAGCCAGAGGGAGAGCUGGAUUCUGGUGAGUCGGAGUCUUUGGGAAUUGGGGGAACUAAGACUUCGCAAGAAGGAAGGAAAAGUUGGAGCAAACUUGUGGUCCUAUCUGAACCUUCAAAAAAUGGAAUCCCAGGUCCAGAUUUUUGGUCCUGGGUUCCCCCUCAGAGUGAUGAUAGAAGUUCAGAUGAUGUGGGUGACUUACUGACAACAACACAAUCAUCAGUUAAUCCUAUUCCAAUCAACCCAGUGGUGGAGAAAGAACGCUCCAUAGAUUCUCUCUCAAUUCCAUUUGAAAGCAAACUUAAUAAAACCAACUACCCACCUUUACCCCCUCUACAGUCACUGAUGGAAGUUCAGAAAGAACAAGUCUCCGAAUCCAGCGUAGAAAUACCUUCCUUGAAAGAGGAUCACGAACUUGGUCUUGAAUCAUCAGUUCAUGCAGCUGAAGUAGCUCGUGCUCUUGAGCAGGUGGAUGAGACAUCACCCUAUGGAGUGACUGAAGAUGGUACAAGGUGGUGGAAAGAGACUGGAAUUGAAAGAAGACCUGAUGGUGUGAUUUGCAGAUGGACCAUGAACAGGGGUGUUAGUGCUGACCAAACUACUGAGUGGCAAGAGAAGUUCUGGGAGGCUUCCGAUGAUUUUGGAUACAAGGAACUCGGUUCAGAAAAAUCAGGACGUGAUGCAACUGGAAAUGUCUGGCAUGAAUAUUGGAGAGAAUCUAUGGGGCAGGAGAAUGGGCUUUUGAAUAUUGAGAAAACUGCAGACAAGUGGGGAAAGAACGGUAAUGGAGAUGAGUGGCAUGAGAAAUGGUGGGAGCGUUAUAAUGCUUCUGGCGAAGCUGAGAAAUGGGCCCACAAAUGGUGUAGUAUCGAUCCAAACACACAACUUGAAGCUGGUCAUGCUCAUAUUUGGCAUGAAAGGUGGGGUGAGAAGUAUGAUGGACAUGGAGGCAGCACAAAAUACACCGACAAAUGGGCUGAGCGCUCUGAGGGUGAUGGUUGGACCAAAUGGGGAGACAAAUGGGAUGAAGAUUUUGAUCCAAACGGUCAUGGUGUGAAGCAGGGCGAAACAUGGUGGGCAGGAAAGUUUGGAGAGCGGUGGAAUCGAACAUGGGGCGAGCACCACAACGGUUCUGGUUGGCUUCAUAAGUAUGGGAAGAGUAGCAGCGGUGAGCACUGGGACACACACGUUCAGCAAGAGACUUGGUAUGAGAGGUUUCCUCACUUCGGUUUCUAUCACUGCUACGACAACUCAGUCCAGCUCCGGGAGGUUCCUAAGCCAUCCGAGAUGCCCUAAAUCAGAGCUUGAUUCUCUAAUGCAUAACAGAAGCCGUAUAUAUAUACAUAGAAUAUUGCGUUACUUGAGUCAUAUAUAGAUCCCUUUACCUGAAUGCUGUUAAACAGGUGGGCAUAGCUUACAGUUGAAGUUCCUAUUAAAUAAAGGUGUGUUGAUUGCUUGUUCUGUCGACCAUUGAGAAAUGUAAAACGUGUAUUGAGUUUAUUAAUUCAUCUGGCAUAAGAAUUAAGAAGCCUGAGGUAGGAAUAGGAUCAUGUACUAGUGUGCUUUUAAACAUGGUUGUGGUAUGGGCUCAAAAGCCAUCUUUCGUUGUUCUUGUUCCUUUUUAUUUGUUUAAACUUAUAUUAAAAGUGCGGUUAAUAGCUUAAAAAUC